AUGAAAUUACUUUUAUUAUUAGUUAGCAUUGUUUUAUCAAUUAGUUUAGCAUCAUCAAUUGUUGUUAUUCCAUAUUCAUAUCCAUUAUAUAAACAAUGUGAUAGUCGUUGGGGAGGUAAUGAAAUUAUUAAUCAAACAAUUUGUGAUGUAGGUUGUUUAAUGUCAUCUUGCAGUAUGGCAAUUGCUGGUAGAGGUAUUACACUUAAUAAUGUUGUUUCAACACCAGGUUCACUCAAUUCUUGGUUACAAGCUAAUAAUGGUUAUGUAGGUGAUGAUCUUUUAGAAGAGAUUGCUUUAACUAGAGUUUCACCAUCAAUUGAAUGGGUUGGUUCAUAUUCUGCAGCUGAUUUCACUAUGGAUCAAGUUGUAGAUAUGAUCAAUAAACAAACCAUUGUUAUCAUUAAUGUUUUACAAGGUGCUCAUUUCGUUUUGGCUGUUGGUUAUGAUCAAUCAAAUUCUUUAUUCUAUGUAAAUGAUCCAGGUUUUGAUACUCUCACCUACACUUAUGCUGAUGUUGUUGGUUAUCGUAUUUUCAAUAUGAAUUAA
Molecule: messenger RNA, 546 nt
Organism: Dictyostelium discoideum AX4
Lineage: Eukaryota; Evosea; Eumycetozoa; Dictyosteliales; Dictyosteliaceae
Exons: 2
Coding region: 1-546 (181 amino acids)
Source: RefSeq, a predicted model, not a curated record